UCACAGUUUACAGUAGUGACGCAGCCUCACCUGUACCGGUGAAACGAGAUUACACGCAUCAGAACUGAUGUAUGCAGAACAAAAAUAUGAGAUCACUAAAUGCACAUUAGGAACGAAGAGGGAAAUACAUGCAGAAAUCCCAACUUGGUUGACUUUUGCAUUGGCACACACUGCAGAGAUGGAAAUUGAAUCAAUGGUAGCAAACUGUGCACUUAUUAAAGCACGAGAAGUAGGCAAUGGUGGAAAACGCAAAGGAAGAAGCCGAAAAUGGAGAGACUUUCUGCGUUUCCCACACAUAAAUGAGUGUAAACAGUUGGAGAACACCAUCGAGCGAGAUUAUGACAGUCUUUGUGUGAAGCAGCCCAUCGGCAAACAACUGUUUCGACUCUUCUGUGCAACGAAGCCUGAUUUGCAGUAUUGCAUUGACCUCAUGGAUUCAAUGGAAGAAUAUGAGGUCACGCCUGAUGAGAAGAGAAAUAACUUUGGCAAUAAACUUGUCACAAAGUAUCUCACUUCACAGUUUGUUCACAGUGUGAAGGAAAUUUUAUCCAACCAACUUCAGAUCUGCAAAUACAACCUGGAGGUUGACGCCUCUGAAGACAUCUUCAACGACUGUGAAAAAGCCCUACAUGAGUAUCUGAGUGGAGAUCCAUUCACAGAGUAUCAGAAAAGCAUGUACUUUGAUCGCUUUCUGCAGUGGAAGAUGGUUGAGAGACGGCCAAUCACCAGAGACACAUUUCGAGAAUACCGUGUUUUGGGGAAAGGAGGGUUUGGAGAGGUGUGUGCGUAUCAGGCGAGAGCCUCGGGGAAGAUGUACGCCUGUAAAAAACUGGAGAAGAAGCGAGUGAAGAAACAGAAGGGUGAAGCGAUGGCCCUCAAUGAGAAGCAGAUUUUAGAAAGGGUCAACAGCAGAUUUGUGGUCAGUUUAGCGUACGCAUUUGAGACUAAAGAAGCUCUUUGUCUGGUACUGACGCUGAUGAACGGAGGAGAUCUGAGGUUUCACAUCUAUAACAUGGGCCCACAGGGGCUCUUGAAAGACCGAGUCAAAUUUUACGCUGCUGAGGUCCUCUGCGGUCUCGAUCACCUUCAUCAACAGUCCAUUAUUUACAGAGAUUUAAAGCCCGAGAACAUACUGCUGGAUGAUGAUGGUCACAUCCGGAUAUCUGAUUUGGGACUUGCUGUUAUCUUAAAAGAGGAAAGACUUGUGAAAGGCAGAGUGGGCACGCAGGGUUACAUGGCUCCAGAAGUCAUCAGUAACAAACACUACGGUGUAAGUGUGGACUGGUGGGGUCUUGGGUGUCUCAUCUAUGAGAUGACAGCUGGAAAUCCUCCUUUUCGCAUCCACAAAGAGCGAGUGUCAAGAGAAGAGAUGGAGAGGAGAGUUCUGGACAUGACCGAAAAUUAUGGGGAAAAGUUUGAUGAGCAUACGAAAUCAAUUUGCAAAAGCCUUUUGGCCAAAAACCCAAAGGAGAGACUGGGCUGUAUGUCUGGGAAUGGAUGUGAAGAUAUUAAAGCUCAUCCGUUCUUCAAGAGCAUCAACUUCACCAGACUGGAGGCCGGCCGCGUGAAACCACCGUUUGUUCCUGAUCCGAGAGCUGUUUAUUGUGCAGAUGUCUUGGAUAUCGAUCAGUUCUCCACUGUUAAAGGAGUGAUCCUCAAUGAGACAGAUAAUGAUUUCUACACUAAGUUUAACACGGGAAGUGUGGCCGUGCCUUGGCAGAAUGAGAUGAUUGAAACUGGGUGUUUUAAGGACUUGAACGUGUUUGGUCCGGGAGCGACAAGAACUCCGGAUCUGGACCGGAAUAUUGUGAUCUCAUUGAGCGGCUCUGAUCCACAGCUAGCUAAUCGGAGUCCACCGGAUUACGCCCCACAUCGGCUACUGAACAGAAUCUUUGGAAGACGGCGAAGGGGUCGAUCUGCUGAGCCCAUUUGUCCUUCCAGUCAGGGAUCUGAUUCAGGAUGAACUUCAUUUGAGGAACGAAAACAUCUGAAACAUCUCACUGAAGACAUAAACGGUGGCUUCCAAACAGACAUUGUUUAAAUAUUACUAAAAUCUACAGGAUUUGAUACCAUUUUCCUAUAAUAGAAAGCUUAAUUGAUUUAAGUUGUUUUGUACACAUGUAUUUUUUUACAUAUAUGACUGUGAAUGUGCAAAUAGCGUCCGGUCACAUGAAUACAACUCUGAAUAGAUGUAAAUAAAACUGUGAAAACUAAA
This is a messenger RNA of Paramisgurnus dabryanus, 2215 nucleotides long. It is a transcript of the gene grk5, whose product is annotated as G protein-coupled receptor kinase 5. The record is from RefSeq and is a predicted model, not a curated record. Gene Ontology annotation, biological process: protein phosphorylation; regulation of signal transduction; signal transduction. Lineage: Eukaryota; Metazoa; Chordata; Actinopteri; Cypriniformes; Cobitidae. Gene Ontology annotation, molecular function: ATP binding; G protein-coupled receptor kinase activity. Gene Ontology annotation, cellular component: cytoplasm.